AUGAAAGUCUUCUUCAUCGCCGCUGUAACUCUCCUGGGCAGCUCUCUCGCUGCACCAGCUACAGACACAGCCCUUGUCAAGAAAUCAUCUCAUCCCAUCGACACUAUUCCCUACCAUGGUCUCCCCAGCGUCAAAGUCGACCUCGACGCCCUCCGCGCUGAGCAAAAGGCAGGACAAACUGCGACCACAAAUGUUAAAGUCAAGCGGUCCUCCAAAUCUACACCUAAGAGGAAGAAGACAUCGAAGAAACCUCCAGCCAAGGCGUCGGUCAAGAAGACCAAGGCUAUAAAGAAACCCAAGACAACUCAUUCAAAGAGACUGCUCAAGUCUUCGUCGACUGGCUUCAAGAACGGCCAGGAUCUUGUUGAUUCCUUGGAUAGUCUUGUUGCUCAAGUCACUGCCCGAGGUGACAGAAUCAAUGGAACACUCCUCAGAGUUCAGGCCGGAACCGGGACUCGCAACAAAGGCACCACCGACGCCCUCAAGGAAGUCAUCCAAAUCCGCGCUGCUGUCUCCGGCGCCCUAACUAGACUCUCCACCACCAAGAACCUCAAACUCACCAGCGACCAACGCGCCGACGUGCUCGAUCUAGUCGAGCAACUCGUCAAAGAACUCCUCGACAUCGUCAACGACCUCCUCGAGACGCUCGGCCUUAAGCUCAGCCUGAAAGCAUCGCUCAACCCACUCAUGAAUAUGCUGAGCGACCUCCUAGGCGGUCUGGCAGUGACUGAUGGCAAGCUUACGCCAGAGCUGCGCCAGCGUCUGGGAGAUUUGAUUAGAGCUCAGAUCAACGGUGAUGGGACGAAGGGAUUUGAUGCACUUGGAAGUGGCAUUGAGAAUCCGCUUUUGCGUCUUCAUGGGUCUCUGAAGACUAGUGUUGGAUCGAAUUAG
Messenger RNA from Fusarium subglutinans, 891 nucleotides. RefSeq lists its product as uncharacterized. NCBI's taxonomy places the organism in Eukaryota, Fungi, Ascomycota, Sordariomycetes, Hypocreales, Nectriaceae. The coding region runs from base 1 to 891 and encodes 296 amino acids. The record is from RefSeq and is a predicted model, not a curated record. The transcript is spliced from 2 exons.